This is a messenger RNA of Gilbertella persicaria, 1856 nucleotides long. Its product is annotated as fork head domain-containing protein. Gene Ontology annotation, biological process: regulation of transcription by RNA polymerase II. The record is from RefSeq and is a predicted model, not a curated record. NCBI's taxonomy places the organism in Eukaryota, Fungi, Mucoromycota, Mucoromycetes, Mucorales, Choanephoraceae. Gene Ontology annotation, molecular function: DNA-binding transcription factor activity, RNA polymerase II-specific; RNA polymerase II cis-regulatory region sequence-specific DNA binding; protein binding. Bases 283 to 1725 code for a protein of 480 amino acids. The transcript has 3 exons.
UAAAUCCAUCUUUUUAAGUCUAUUGUUGCCUUUAAAGACGAUAAUAGUCUAAUUAGCUUUGGCAGUGAGUUUAACAUAAUCUUCUACGUUGCAUCUCUUUCAUCAUGCUGUUUGCUCCAACACUCUGAUUGAAUUACCGAAAUCGCGUAAGAACGCGUUACGAGUAUGUAAUUGGAGGCGUGUCCGGAUCCGGCAGCGGCUUUAUAAGUUUUUUUUCUCUUCUUGACGCAAAAAAAUUCUUUUCUACAGUUCUGACAUCGAUCCUUCUCUUGUUCAACUCGGAUGGCUAGCUUUGAACAAGUAGCAGCAGAUAGCAAAGAGACAGUACAAGCAUACGCAAAACUAGAAGGAGAGGAUUUUUGUUAUUAUAUUCGCACUUUGCAGGUCACUUUAGGUAGAAAAGUCAAGAAGCCUGAUAACGUCGAUAUUCCACUUGGUAAUGUAAAAUCAGUGUCUCGCCAGCAUGCUCGGCUGUUCUAUAAUUUUACUACCCAACGUUUUGAAAUGAUGGUCUUUGGAAAAAAUGGAGCUUUCGUAAACGAACAAUUUAUCGAAAAAGGAGUUACUGUGCCGCUAGAAAACAAGACCAAGAUUCAAAUAGGCGAAGUAUCCUUUAACUUUUUGCUACCUCGAAUGGAACUAUCAGCGACUGGAGGAAGUAGCGGAGGAGCAGCAGGAGCGACAGGAGAAAUAUCGCAAAAUGAAACAUUUGGAUAUAUUUCAACACCACAGCAAUUGGAAAAGAAUUGUAAAAUAGAGAAACCGAUACCCUUAUCUACUUCUAUUGCCAUGGACAAACAGCCCGAACAAAAAAGGCUCGCAUUGACUUUGUCACCAGAUAAAGAAGAGAUCAAUACAGAUGAUUGGGUAGAAUCAUCGCCUGUAGACCCUUCUACAUACGAAUCAAAAGACAUCAAACCGCCUUAUUCUUACGCUUCUCUUAUUGUUCAAGCCAUUCGAUCUUCACCAAACAAACGCAUGACACUCAAUGACAUUUACACCUUUAUCACUACAACAUAUCCUUAUUAUCAAAUGACUUCCAACGGCUGGCAGAAUUCAAUUAGACAUAAUCUGUCUUUAAACAAAGCCUUUAUUAAGGUUCCACGAAAAGACUCAGAGCCUGGGAAAGGCGCUUUUUGGACAAUUGAUGAAUCGGUUGAACAUCAUUUUAAUAGGAACAUCUAUAAGAAACAAAAACGACCAGAUUCGAGUCAUCAUGGAGGCAAAAAUAAACGAAAAAGGCUAGAAAACGGCGAAGAAGUAUCUGACGACGAAGAGGACGAAGACUGUAUUGAAUGCGAAGGUUUGGAAGACGACGAAAUUGAUGUUGAGGACGAAGAAGAGGGUGAAGAAACAACGACAGAAAAUACUCCUGUAUUACUUGAAAAACCAGAACCUUCAGCUCCAACUUUCGAUUGCAUUACCACAGAUCAACAAAAGAAAAAGAGAAAGGCAUUGCAUGAACAUGCUAAAGGCCAAUUACAGUUACAGGAACAGCAGCAGCAAUUGCAACAACAGUUGCAGAACACAAUACGUCAACAUCUAUUAGACCCUAUUAAACAUCCUUUGCCGCCUUCUAUCGCUCAAUUGCUUCCACAAGCAAUUGCACAGCUACCGCCGCAAUUAGCUAGUCAGUUGUCAAAUACAUUGAAAACUACCUUAAAAUCUUCUGCUCCCCAAGAUAACAACAAUAAUGUGGAAGAUGCAACCAAAAAAACGGCCUAAUAAUACCACAGCUCCUGUAUCAUAUCUCUUAAUGUCUCCCCCACUCUUAUAUAUGUGCAUAUACACUUUCAUCAUCAUCAUCCUCUCUUUCUUUAAAAUAUUUAUAAAUGAAUGUAUAAACUAGAACUUUC